Lacerta agilis (Sand lizard) is the source of this 1097-nucleotide messenger RNA. It is a transcript of the gene RPRM, whose product is annotated as reprimo, TP53 dependent G2 arrest mediator homolog. The coding region runs from base 357 to 788 and encodes 143 amino acids. Lineage: Eukaryota; Metazoa; Chordata; Lepidosauria; Squamata; Lacertidae. The transcript has a single exon. The record is from RefSeq and is a predicted model, not a curated record.
ACCUGCUAUCGCUCACUCCCCUCGGCGUUUCCCUUUCCAAGAAGUGGCGAGGCGCCCUCGAGGCUCUCGCUGCAGCUUCCUUGACGAGCCGAUCUGGGGCGCCCUUUCCCCGGGAGGAGCAGCUGCUGACGCCUCUCUCUGCCCACGCCACUUCCCCGCGGCGAUUUGCAGCCAGCCGGACCAGUUCGGCUGCUCCGGGCGCAGUAGUCCUAGCUGGAGAGCGGGGAAAGCGGAGGGAAGGAGCGGCUACGACGUGGAUUCCUGCCUGGGACGUCCAGCCCCGCCGGAACUCGCGGCUGCUGCUACCGCCACCUACCCAAGUCCUCCCCGGGCACCUGGUCCGCCGCCUCUGCCGCAUGAGGCUCUCUGGGCUGGUUCCUUGCCGCCGGGUUAGCUGUUCCACGCAAGUCUUCCGACGCCAGGGCCCACAGCCCCUUCCUCUUCCUCCCGCCGGGGUCAUGAACGCCUCGCUGGGGAACCAGACGGACGUGGUGGGGCUCUUCCUUGCCAACAGCAGCGACUCUUUGGAGAGGGUGCUGCGCUCCUUCACGCCGCGGUCGGUGGUGACCGACGACGGCUUCGUGGUGACCGCGCCGGACGAGAGGAGCCUGUACAUCAUGCGCGUGGUGCAGAUCGCCGUCAUGUGCGUCCUCUCGCUCACCGUCGUUUUCGGCAUCUUCUUCCUGGGCUGCAACCUGCUCAUCAAGUCCGAAGGCAUGAUCAACUUUCUGGUGAAGGACAGGCGGCCAUCCAAAGAGGUGGAGGCGGUGGUGGUGGGGCCCUACUGACCUCCCCUACCCCCUCCGAAGCCCUGCGGAGCCCGCCUAGCCACGCCAGGACUUCGACGGUGCGCACCAUGUUGGUGCUUUCGUCGGAAACUCCUCUCUCGGCUAUGGUAUGAUAUCUUGAGUUGAGAUGGGGUAGGGUGGGGGGCGAGGAGGAAACGACCGGCUACCCCACCAUCCUCCUCCUCCCCCCUCUCCCUUUCCCCCUCCGUCAGGGGCACCCAGAGGACCGGGCAAACUUCGCAAGAGGGAGCCGAACUGUGCUGAACUCCGCAGGAAGCGAAGCGCUGGGACUGUUUACAAAGGCACGCG